CACCACCACCACCACCACCACCACCACCACCACCACCAUCGAUAUCCUCGAUAUCCUCGUGUUCUCCGAUUUCGUCACCGUCGAGAUCCUCUCAAAGCUGCUUCUCAUCAGCAGAACUUGCCAUGUCCGCUUCCGCUCGUCCUUUGGCUGGCGCAAGUGCAUCGCGUUGCUACUCUGCCAUCCCGUCGCCGACUUGCCUUUGCAGCUCGGUUGGGAUCCGUCCUCGGCCGCCAAGCAGCCUCUCCAUCCCAACCACGGCCCAUCCGCUCAUGCCUCGCAUCCAUCCUCAACUCUUCAACAGCACCGACGCGAUGGCGAGCGUCUGCUUGCCCUUGGCCUCGACCAUCUCCUGCAUCGCACCACCACCGUCCCGCACGCCCUCGAGCACGGAUUCUGGGCCUGGGCCGUCGGCCAUCCUCCAAUCUUUGCCUCAACCAUGGCGCUCUGUCGCCGCAACCACGAGUCUUUCUUCAGCCGGUGGCUCAACGGCUCAUCCGUCCAUCCCACCGUCGCAUCGGCCAUCCGAUCUGUCGCCUCCCUUCCAGCUUCGUCUGCGGCAGUGCAGCCCACCGCUCUCCGCAUUCUAUACGACACGGGCUCAUGCCAUUCGCUCCCCGAUUGCAUCGGCAACCUUGCCUCGCUCCAUACCCUCACCAUCACUCUGGUCCAGCUCCAGUCGCUGCCAGAGUCCCUCGGAAACCUCCGCCUUCUCUCGGUCCUGAUCGUCAAUCUGAACGCCCUGCGCGCCGUUCCACUCUCCAUCGGCUUCCUCUCCAACCUCAGAUACUUGGACCUCAGCGACAACUGGAUCGAGUCGCUGCCCGACUCCAUCGGCAUGCUGCCCCAGCUGCGGCACAUCAACAUUUCACAGAACCGCUUGACGCUCUUGCCAGCCACUUUCGGCAAUCUCACUCAGCUCACAAAGUGGAUAUCGCACUCCAACUCCAUCCUCCGUCUCCCGUCAUCCAUCGGCCGACUCGCUGCACUCCAGGAACUUCAGCUCUCGUCCAACUGUCUCGACGGUCUUGUCGACUCGAUCGGCGGUUGGGUGUCGAUGGUCGAGCUCGAUCUCAGCCACAACCACUUGUCGCAGCUCCCCGACUCUUGGUCCAGCCUAUCGCAGCUCACUGUGCUGGUCCUGGAGCACAACCAACUGACCCAUUUGCCGGACUCGCUGGGCAAGCUCCCGAGCCUCGUGCGCCUCGCCCUCGACCACAACUGCAUCGUUUCGCUCCCAGACUCGAUCGGCCAGCUGCGUUCGCUACGCCAUCUCUCUGUCGUCCACAACAGCCUGACGACCGUGCCCGAGUCUGCAUCUGGACUUUGCUCCCUGAGCGAGCUGUUUCUUGGCCACAAUCGGCUGCAGGACCUGCCCGAGUCGCUCGGCAAGCUGCCGCAGCUCAUCCACCUGGACCUCGACAUGAACAUGCUGUCGACUCUGCCCUCUUCGAUCGGCUGUCUCGGACGACUGCAGGUCCUCAGCGUGCGCAACAACCGCCUCGACGCCCUGCCGGUCUCGUUCGGGGAGCUGCAUUCUCUGCGGAAUCUCCAGCUCGACAACAACCGCUUCGCGAGCAUCCCGCCAGCACUCGCCCACCUGCCGCAACUGCGGGUGUACUCUAUCGACGACAACCCGGUGUGUCUGUCGUGAUUGCCAGGGCGCCGAACGAGUGGGUCUGGGAAUGCGACGCGACCAACAUCAUGCCGAGCAUCAUGACGAGCAUCAUGAUGAGCAUCAUGACGAGCAUCAUGAAGUCAACUUGGCCCUCCACACAACACACAACACACAACAC
Messenger RNA from Polychytrium aggregatum, 1793 nucleotides. RefSeq lists its product as uncharacterized. Lineage: Eukaryota; Fungi; Chytridiomycota; Chytridiomycetes; Polychytriales. Gene Ontology annotation, molecular function: protein binding. The transcript has a single exon. The record is from RefSeq and is a predicted model, not a curated record. Bases 437 to 1651 code for a protein of 404 amino acids.